Molecule: messenger RNA, 510 nt
Organism: Suillus subalutaceus
Lineage: Eukaryota; Fungi; Basidiomycota; Agaricomycetes; Boletales; Suillaceae
Exons: 1
Source: RefSeq, a predicted model, not a curated record
CGAGGUUGCCGUCAAGGGUGCCCAACACAACUCCGUGAACGCCAGCCCCACCCGAAAUGUCUGCAAGGGACCCGGGUUGAUCUCCUCAAAUAUAUCCAUGAAUUACUGGACGACCCAGAGAAGAAUCAACUCAUUUGGCUGCAUGGUAUGGCUGGUGUCGGAAAGUCUGCCGUUGCGUUUACAGUUGCCGAAAAGAUGAGAAGUCUAAAAGUGACCGAAGAGACGAAUAUUGAAAAGCGGCUAGCGGGAACAUUCUCUUUCUCGCGCAAGCACACUAAACGUUGCACGGCUGGAUAUUUCUUUGCAACGCUUGCCUACCAGCUUGCCACCAAUUUUCCAAGCGUCCGGCAGGAUGUGAACAGAGCCAUCCGCAACAAUCCCGCUCUACUAGAUCCAGACACGUCUCUCUGCGACCAGAUGGAGGCUCUCUUUCUCCAACCCCUCCGGAAACUUCGACCCAGAUUACGUGGAUGUCCGCCUUUGUCGUUUGUUGUCGAUGCGUUUGAUGAA